Labeo rohita (rohu) is the source of this 1551-nucleotide messenger RNA. RefSeq lists its product as uncharacterized. The transcript has 3 exons. NCBI's taxonomy places the organism in Eukaryota, Metazoa, Chordata, Actinopteri, Cypriniformes, Cyprinidae. The record is from RefSeq and is a predicted model, not a curated record. The coding region runs from base 93 to 1529 and encodes 478 amino acids.
UGCAUUAGAUCAGGGUUAUAAAAGUUCUGCCAUGAAGCGGAAGUCUUCAUCGUAAUAAAGAGUGUUGCUGCUUUCAAUUUGUAGUGUUCAUCAUGGAAUUGGCAAAACUCUUUAUUUUGAUUUUAUUGUGCCUUCAGUGCGUGUGUAAUGAUAUUAACCACAAUGCAAGAUCAAUUGAAGAAGAGAGUUUGGCUGAUUUGCUUUCGUGGGAUGAGGCAUCUGACCUUGUGUUAAAAGGAUUGUUGGGGGAAUCUGGUCUUCCUGGUGACUUCAGCCUUGAUGAAUCUGCAGCAGAAUCUGGUUCAGAUGUGCAUGGUAACUACAGCCAGGAUGCUGAAGCAGUGGAAUCCAGCUCUAAACCACCUGCUAACUUCAGCCUAGAUGAAUCUGCAGCAGAAUCUGGUUCAGAUGUGCAUGGUAACUACAGCCAGGAUGCUGAAGCAGUGGAAUCCAGCUCUAAACCACCUGCUAACUUCAGCCUAGAUGAAUCUGCAGCAGAAUCUGGUUCAGAUGUGCAUGGUAACUUCAGCCAGGAUGCUGAAGCAGUGGAACCUGGUCUUCCUGGUAACUUCAGCCUUGAUGAAUCUGCAGCAGAAUCUGGUUCAGAUGUGCCUGGUAACUACAGCCAGGAUGCUGAAGCGGUGGAAUCCAGCUCUAACCCACCUGCUAACUUUAGCCUAGAUGAAUCUGCAGCAGAAUCUGGUUCAGAUGUGCAUGGUAACUUCAGCCAGGAUGCUGAAGCAGUGGAACCUGGUCUUCCUGGUAACUUCAGCCUUGAUGAAUCUGCAGCAGAAUCUGGUUCAGAUGUGCAUGGUAACUUCAGCCAGGAUGCUGAAGCAGUGGAACCUGGUCUUCCUGGUAACUUCAGCCUUGAUGAAUCUGCAGCAGAAUCUGGUUCAGAUGUGCCUGGUAACUACAGCCAGGAUGCUGAAGCGGUGGAAUCCAGCUCUAACCCACCUGCUAACUUUAGCCUAGAUGAAUCUGCAGCAGAAUCUGGUUCAGAUGUGCAUGGUAACUUCAGCCAGGAUGCUGAAGCAGUGGAACCUGGUCUUCCUGGUAACUUCAGCCUAGAUGAGUCUGCAGCAGAAUCUGGUUCAGAUGUGCAUGGUAACUACAGCCAGGAUGCUGAAGCAGUGGAGCCUGGUCUUCCUGGUAACUUCAGCCUUGAUGAAUCUGCAGCAGAAUCUGGUUCAGAUGUGCAUGGUAACUUCAGCCAGGAUGCUGAAGCAGUGGAACCUGGUCUUCCUGGUAACUUCAGCCUUGAUGAAUCUGCAGCAGAAUCUGGUUCAGAUGUACCUGGUAACUACAGCCAGGAUGCUGAAGCAGUGGAAUCCAACUCUAACCCACCUGCUAACUUCAGCCUAGAUGAAUUUAGGAGCAGCCAGGAGUCAGAAUCGGAUGAGGAAUCUGCUGAUGCUUCUGAUGAGUCCAAACCUAGCCUUAUCAUUGUGUAUGGUAAUGUCAGUGACAAUGGCAACAUGGAGAUUUUUGUUAAUGGCUCUGACAGUUCCGAUGUUGGGUUACCUUAAUAAAGUUUUAUGUGGACUUGAA